CAAUAAUUAUUAGGUUUAUGAGCUUGAGUCAGCUUUCUACUGCUUGACGAGGGCCAGGCAAAGUCAACCAUCCCUCAUGCAUAGGAAUCAAGAGUUGUUAAUUCGAGUGGUAAGAAGGACACUAUUAGACAGUAUGUGUUUUUUUGCAGGUGAAGCACAAGCUCCAAGUUACACUGGAUCAGAUGUCCCAGAUCAAGAUGUGGAUGACAACGAGAAUGCUGCACCCCCUCCCCCAAGUGCACCUCCUGCGGACAUGUUUGGUAGUUAUGCAGGAUAUGAGAAUGUUAAUUUUGGUACUGAGUAUUUGCCGCCUCCACCGCCAUAUGAACCACCUCCACAGCAGCAGACACCAGAACAGAAUUUCCAGCAGGCCACAGCUAUAUCUGAAGACCAAGCAAGGGAUGCACUGCUGGCAUUUGUAGCUGAGAAUUGCUGUUAUGGAAAGAAAGCUGCAGAAGACAUGGAAAUCAAGGACAUAACUCCAUCAAGUGCUUAUCAUUACAACUUGGCAAGUUUCUGUGAAUCAAGAUCUACAGCCUGGAAAUAUGAUCCUUACCGAGGUCAGCACAUUGAUGGUCCACAAAAUGGCCCUGCCCCUCCCCCCUGGAGUAUCCCUGCUCAACCGAACCAGCUAUUUACACCCCAGGAGGCCCACAUUGAAGUGCCGCACACUGCUACGGUUAAGCCUUGUCAUGAGUGUAGGGCCAUGGGUUACAAACGCUGUUACAGAUGCUAUGGAAGAGGCAGGGUUCGUUGUACUUGGUGCCACGGCUCUGGUCACCGCACGGAAUACCGAGACGGACAGAGUCAUCGAGUCCGCUGCACGUGGUGUCAUGGAUCAGGAAGAAGAAUGUAAGUACUGGAUUGAUGACUUAGUGGAGCGUUAUCUGGGGCUUAAAGCUCGUUUUUAGGUGCAAAGUGCACUAUUGGAAUGGUUUCAAGGGUUAUCGUCCGCUAAAGUACUACGUCACUAAAGCACUAGCAUGUAAACUUUAAUGUUUGCUUAUUAGAGCGGUUU
Molecule: messenger RNA, 1018 nt
Organism: Orbicella faveolata
Lineage: Eukaryota; Metazoa; Cnidaria; Anthozoa; Scleractinia; Merulinidae
Product: protein SSUH2 homolog
Source: RefSeq, a predicted model, not a curated record